Messenger RNA from Echinococcus granulosus, 144 nucleotides. RefSeq lists its product as hypothetical. The transcript has a single exon. The record is from RefSeq and is a predicted model, not a curated record. Bases 1 to 144 code for a protein of 47 amino acids. Lineage: Eukaryota; Metazoa; Platyhelminthes; Cestoda; Cyclophyllidea; Taeniidae.
AUGCAGGCUGAAAGAACUACUUCACAUUGGGUUUUGUGCCUUUUUACUCAAGCCUGGAGUGUUUGUGCGAUUGACAAUCUGCUCUCGAUGAGUCAACCAACGACCAAGACAGACGGGUCCACAGCCGCUUUCCAUGCGACGUGA